AAAACGACAACACCCAGUAGCGAUGUUGAUCCGGCGAUAUGUCCGGUCAAUAAACCAGACAGUAACAUUUGCCGCAUUUACGAAGCGUGCUUUCACCGUUGACCAACGCACGAGAUUAUCUACAUUCUUUGUCCCGCAAAGUGAUAAAGUCGCAACUGCGACAAAAGAGGGCAGCGCCCAUGCCUUGCUGGUGAAGGCAGGUUUUCUCCGGCAAGCUGCUGCGGGUAUUUAUCAGCUUCUGCCGCUGGGCUUGAGAGUACAAGACAAGAUCGAGCGGUUGGUGGACCGGGCAAUGCGCGGAGUUGGUGCUUCAAAAGUCGCCCUCGCAAAUCUGUCUUCGUCAGAGCUCUGGAAGAAAACCGGUCGAUGGGAGAAGGGAGGCGACGAGCUGAUCAAAGUUUACGACCGGAAAGAUACUGCGUUCUGUCUGGCGCCAACUCAUGAAGAGGACAUCACCAACCUCGUUGCCAACGAAGUAUCCAGCUAUCGUCACCUUCCUGUACGGCUCUACCAGAUCGGCAGAAAGUUCCGCGACGAAAGGAGACCGCGUUUCGGUUUACUUCGGGGAAGGGAGUUUGUGAUGAAGGAUCUGUAUACGUUCGACGCAUCAGAAGCGGAUGCACUGAAGACAUAUGAUGAGGUCACACGAGUAUAUCGGGAGUUGUUUGACAAGAUCGGCGUACCAUACCUCGUUGCCGAAGCUGACAGCGGUAAUAUCGGCGGGAGUUUGUCACAUGAAUAUCACUACAUGACAAAGAUCGGCGAAGACACGGUUCUGAAUUGUAAGGGAUGCGGCUACACAGCGAAUGACGAGCGAGCGGCUACAAAGUUGGGUAGAAGGGAUACCUCCUACGAGACCAGGUACGGUCUUUGCAGUGACAACCAACUUGUUGCCGUUCACUACCCGAGCGGUCGGGAAAUCAACGCAAUCUCUGUACGGAAAACUGUCCCGACGUUCACCGGCAUCCUUCUACCAAGCCUGGAAGGCAAGUCCUGGGAUUCGAAGCUUAACGUCACCCACCUUUUCGACGAAAACAUUGCCAAAGAUACGACCGCACCUGCAUUGCCUCAAAACGUCGAAUGCGAGUCAUCGCCAUCAGUGGUUCGGGAACUCAUUCUGAUCAAAGCGGAAGCUUCUGACCCUUGUCCGAAAUGCUCCCACGCUCUCGAGUCCCACCGAGCCAUCGAGCUUGGCCACACCUUCCAUCUCGGCACGAAGUAUUCCGCCCCACUGGGUGCCAAGUUUGUUCCGGAAGGCGGUUCAAAAGGCAGCAAGGAUAUCAUUAUGGGAUGCCACGGCCUUGGUAUAUCCCGCAUGGUAGCCGCCAUCGCGGAAGUUACGCAUGACUCAAAGGGUCUGUCUUGGCCAGUCGACGUCGCACCAUUCAAGUGCGCCGUUAUCCCCGGCCCCAAGCACGACGAAGUCGCUGAGAAGGUAUAUGAUGAGCUUACUAAAGUUUUGGGAGAAGACGAAGUCGUUCUUGAUGAACGAUUGGGCAAGUCCGUGGGGUGGAAGAUGAAGGAUGCCGAUUUGGCUGGAUACCCAUUCAUCGUUGUCGUCAGCAAAGCGUGGGAUAAAGAACAAAAGGUCGAGUUUCAGGUGCGGAAGACAGGGGAGAAGCGUUAUGUGACAUUGGAGGAGCUGGGCGAGGCUUUCAAACAAUAGAAACACUGAUUUACCCUGAAGUGGGACUGAAGCCAACAACAACGAGAUGAAAGAACAGAAGAAGGGUGUCAAUGCAUUGCAUUUUGGGGGUAUAAGGUGUUAUCCUAUCAAUUCCUGCGAGGUCUUUUCUGACCAUCGUACCAGUUCCUCGUAAAUCGUCCAUGUAAUUGCAGAACUCAAUGCCUUUCUCGCCACUCUCAGUCCCAUUCCGUC
Messenger RNA from Saitoella complicata NRRL Y-17804, 1879 nucleotides. Its product is annotated as prolyl-tRNA synthetase. The transcript has 2 exons. Gene Ontology annotation, cellular component: mitochondrion; cytoplasm. Gene Ontology annotation, biological process: prolyl-tRNA aminoacylation. Lineage: Eukaryota; Fungi; Ascomycota; Saitoellomycetes; Saitoellales; Saitoellaceae. The record is from RefSeq and is a predicted model, not a curated record. The coding region runs from base 23 to 1666 and encodes 547 amino acids. Gene Ontology annotation, molecular function: proline-tRNA ligase activity; ATP binding.